AUGAAAGCCUCCACGCUCGCUGUGGCCCAAAUUGGCUUACUCAAUGUACUGCCUGCAGCGGCUGAGUACGUUUGGCCAAGCAAGCAUGAUAGGAUGGAAGACUUGCUGGUCUUGCAGGGCGGUUACAUCCGCGAGGGCUUUGUUGAUGGGAUCUCACCAUGCACACGCAACCCCAACGCCCCUGGACGCCAAACCGCAGCAGAAUGGAUCCGAACAGCUUUCCACGACAUGGCAACGUUCGACAAAGCCACUGGUAUUGGUGGCUUAGAUGCUUCCCUUCAGUUCGAAACGGACCGCGCUGAGGAUGCCGGUGAUGCUUUCAAUGCUACCUUUGGCUUUACGAACAACUAUUACAGUAUCCGUACUUCAGCUGCUGACCUUGUCGCUCUGUCUACGGUUCUUGCUGUGGGAAACUGUGGUGGACCGAAGAUUCCGUUGCGUGUUGGUCGUGUUGACGCUACUGAAGGUGGCGCUCUGGGUGUGCCGGAACCGCAGCAGGACCUAGAUACUCACAAGAAGAUGUUCGCUAAGGCGGGCUUCAGCACCGAGGACAUGAUUGCCAUGGUAGCCUGUGGUCACACCAUGGGUGGAGUACACGGCAAGACGUUCCCAGAGAUCACUGAAAACAACACAGAGACAAACGUUGUUCACUUCGAUUCGAGCGACUCUACGUUCGACCCCAAGGUCGCAACAGAGUAUCUUGAUGGAACUACACAGAACCCGCUCGUUGUCGCUCACAACGACACUCUAAACUCCGACAAGCGUAUCUUCGCCGCCGAUAACAACGUCACCAUGAAAGCGCUCGCUUCGGAUCCGAAGACCUUUCAGUCAAUGUGCUCGGAUAUAUUCGCUCGCAUGCUCGACACCGUGCCAUCCACCGUCACUCUCACCGAACCCCUUGAGCCCAUUCCGCUCAAACCCUACAUCACAUCCUUCGCCCUCACAAACGCGAGCCACAUUACCCUUACCGGCCGCAUUCGCCUCCUUACCACAUCCGAUAAAUACGACGACGAGCGCAUCACACUCACAUAUACGCCCCGCUUCGCACCUGCUGCCAACGCAACACUAGACACGACCAUCCUCACCACCCCUGCGAACUUCCAACUCGGCACCUCAAAUGGUAUCUUCGGCGAGCUUUUCAAAUGGCACGAGUUCUCCGUUGCCCUGCCUACAAGCACUUCAAUCAAGAGCUUCAACGUAACCGUGACCCGCAUAUCCACCGGCGCACAAACCCUCUACAACAACGCCGGCCGCGGCUAUCCCCUGGACGACACCAUUCUCUACCAAGACGAACAGUCUUGCCGUGUGGGCAACAACGCUACGCUUGUCGCCGCUGUGCGCAAAAGUGUUGUUGACGUUGGUACGUCUGUGGUUGCGAGUAUGGCGAGGAAGUACCAUAAGCAGGGCACGAUUGUGCCGGCAUUUGAGACGGAGGAGUGGAAGGGUGAGGUUGGUAAGGAGGUCGGUGAGUGGGUUCUGGUGACCAUUAAGGGUACGCAGCAGCCUGAGAGUUAUUCUACCCACUUCGAUUUGGUGGCUGGUGAGAGUAAAGUGGAGUAUUUGGGGACGAAUGUGUUGGGGCAACAGCAGUGCAAAGAGCUCUAG
Molecule: messenger RNA, 1605 nt
Organism: Macroventuria anomochaeta
Lineage: Eukaryota; Fungi; Ascomycota; Dothideomycetes; Pleosporales; Didymellaceae
Product: heme peroxidase
Exons: 3
Coding region: 1-1605 (534 amino acids)
Biological process (GO): hydrogen peroxide catabolic process; cellular response to oxidative stress; response to reactive oxygen species
Molecular function (GO): heme binding; peroxidase activity
Source: RefSeq, a predicted model, not a curated record